Talaromyces amestolkiae is the source of this 1257-nucleotide messenger RNA. RefSeq lists its product as uncharacterized. The transcript is spliced from 2 exons. Bases 1 to 1257 code for a protein of 418 amino acids. Gene Ontology annotation, biological process: transmembrane transport. Lineage: Eukaryota; Fungi; Ascomycota; Eurotiomycetes; Eurotiales; Trichocomaceae. Gene Ontology annotation, cellular component: fungal-type vacuole membrane. Gene Ontology annotation, molecular function: transmembrane transporter activity. The record is from RefSeq and is a predicted model, not a curated record.
AUGGCAGACGGCAGUGGAGUCUUGGAGACAAAUAUGGUGCUAGAUGAUUCAGAAUCAGCACGUCCGAGUGACCAUGAUGCUUGUAUAUCAAGCAGCAUGAAAACCUCUGAGACACGAUCGGCAGCGGCGGUUCCAGUAGUAGCACCACCACCUGAUGGCGGUCUAAAGGCGUGGAUUCAAGUGCUAGCUUCCAAAGGCGUGUCCGCCAUCUCAUGGAUCGGCACCGUGCAAGGCUUUCUUCUGGUUUCUCUUUGUCUCAUUGUCGGACCGCUUUUCGACCAAGGCUAUUUCCGACAAAUGAUCGUGCUUGGCUCAUUCUUGACCGUGUUAGGAAUGAUGAUGCUUAGUCUCGCGGAACAAUAUUGGGAAGUUUUCCUAGCACAAGCAUUGUGCACAGGAUUGGGCACGAGCUUUCUUUUCCUCCCGAGCGUAGCCAUCGUCGCCACAUAUUUUACAAAAAAACGUGCUCUCGCCAUUGGUGUGGUGGCUUCAGGUGGUAGUAUCGGAAGCGUGAUAUAUCCAAUUGUCUUUGAGCGAUUACAACCUCGAGUAGGAUUUCCAUGGGCGACGAGAGUUAUUGGCUUCAUCUCCUUGGCAACUCUCACCAUCAGCAUUGCAACGUUAAGAGCACGUCUACCCCCUCCGAAAAAGGCACGUACCUUGCUGGAUCUUCCGGCAUUCAAGAGUCCACCCUUUACCCUAUUUAGCAUAGGACUCUUCUUAUCAUUCGCUGGGCUUUAUGUUCCAAUUUUCUACAUUGUCAGCUGGGCCCAAGAGCACGCACAAAUUGAAGCUACCCAGUCUUUCUACAUGCUCGCCACGCUUAACGGCGCUUCUGUUUUUGGCCGAAUUAUUCCAGGUAUCUUGGCCGAUAGAUUUGGUGGAAUGGAACUCAUGAUCGUAACCUGUACCAUCGCUGGAAUCCUUGCCUUUGUCGCCAUUAUCAUCGAUAACUUGAGCGGUGUGGUUAUAUUUGCUAUAUUAUACGGUUUCGUUUCCGGGGCACUGGUAUCGCUUCCCAAUGUCGUUGUCGCCUCGCUGACACCCAAUAUGGCGUUGAUGGGAACAUGGAUGGGAAUGAGCUUCUGCUUUGCAGCUACUGGCAUCCUGAUUGGGAAUCCGAUUGCUGGGACCAUCAUCAACGUGCCUGAGAACAGGUUCACCGGCGGUUUUGUAUUUUCUGGCUCCCUGAUACUGGCAGCGGCAGCAUCGUUUGCUGCUGCAAAAUGGUCUAGAGGGGCUAAGAAUAAAGAGUGA